Messenger RNA from Salvelinus fontinalis (brook trout), 4396 nucleotides. Its product is annotated as rho GTPase-activating protein 27-like. Lineage: Eukaryota; Metazoa; Chordata; Actinopteri; Salmoniformes; Salmonidae. The record is from RefSeq and is a predicted model, not a curated record. The transcript has 18 exons. Gene Ontology annotation, cellular component: cytoplasm. The coding region runs from base 389 to 3346 and encodes 985 amino acids. Gene Ontology annotation, molecular function: protein binding. Gene Ontology annotation, biological process: regulation of GTPase activity; signal transduction.
UUGAAACCUGUGCACGCACACACACACAGCCCUGUGCGUAGACAACUAGGCUUGAUAACCGACACUACAGGAGCUCAAAACAUUCUUGGACAAGUGAACUGUAAUGUGAUGUAAAAUAGAUGCUGAAAGAGAAAGAUUUACCAGGUGUAAUAUGAUGGGAAUUAAUGCAAAUGGUAGAUUUAUUAAACUCACUCUAACGUCUGGGAUCCACUGAACAUUCAGAGAGUAGAGGACAGAAUUGGUACAAGUCUUCUGGCUGUAUGCCCACCUCCAGCUCCAAGAUGAACUCUUUUGAAAAGUGACUAUCUGCAUUUCAACACAGAGGCUCCAGCCAGCAGAGCGGCUAACUAGGCCUAACUACAGUAACUGUAGGCCUAACUACAGUAACAUGGCGUUGGUGCAGGUGGAGUUUGAGUAUGAGUACACAGCCAAGGACGGGGCUCUGGUCUCCAUCAAGCCCAACGAGAGGUACAUCCUGGUCUCCAGGACCAAUGACUACUGGUGGCAUGUCCAGAAGGACCAGAGGACCAAACCCUUCUAUAUCCCUGCCAAGUAUGUGAGGGAGCUCUCUGUGAAGACCCAGGGCCCACUAGACCUCACUAAUUCUGGGACUCAGAGUCGCACAUUCUUGCAGUCAACGACUGACAGAGAGCCACUGGACAUGUCUAACAAAGGUCAAAGGUCAGACGCUGUGACGAAGGUCCGCAUGUCCACGGAUCACUCUGCGAGAGCCACCACUCACAGGAUGUCCACGUUCGGGGUAUCACAAGACAUUGAUGAAAUCAAGCAUUAUGAGCACAUGAAGACCAUGGUGGGACUGCAGACCUCCAAUAACGAGACUAGAGAUAUCCCGCCACAUGAUCUGAAGAGGCGAAGUUUAGCUCCAGGUUUCUCAUUCACCUCAGCCUCAGACGCUCAAGGUCUUGGUGAUAUGCUACAGCACUGUUCCCUAAAGCUCCAUGUCUCACCUGAGCCCACAAGCGAACUUCCCCAGUUGCAGUCAAGCCCUCCUACACGUAUCAAGGAUCAAGAUAAACAGCAGAUCUCAGAUGGCCGGAUAACGAAAACACUGCCAGGGGAUCCUAGUGGGCUAUCUCAUUUAUCUCAGGACUCAGAUAUCUAUGAGACUAUAUCAGAUACCCAGCACUCAGAGUUGACAGACUUUGUGGGAACAGAACUGGCUGGAUCUUUGAGUUCAACUGAAACACCAGCAGAACAACAGCAGAGCCUGGAUCGAACUUCUGGUCCGAUUGACGUUACAGCCCCUUCCCCUACAGCUCAGGUCAAGGAGAGUGUCCAGAACGCCGUGUACGUCAAUGUAGCGGAGCUCGGCAGAAACAUCUCUGAGUCCCCUCCCUCAGCCUUCAACCCUCCCUGCACUCCUCCAUACCUGGACUCUAAGGGAUGGGAGGUGCACACUGACCAGGAGAGCGGACGGGAGUACUACUACCACCCCGAAUCGGGGCAGACCACCUGGGACAACCCCUACAUAGACCUUGAGGCUCCCGCCGAGGUGUCUGUGUGUUCGCCCUCCUUUCAGUUCCCCUCCCUGUCCCCCACCUCCGCCUCCCCCCCUGCAUGGACCUCUGACUGGAAGCAGUGUUUGGAUGUGACUAGCGGCCGCCAGUACUUCUACAACCCAGCAUCGGGGGAGACGUCUUGGGAGCCCCCAGGGCCACAGUGCCCCUACCCCCCCCUGAUGGAGCCUCUGAGUGGGCUCCGGUCUCUGGAGGAAGGGCCGCCUCCCCUGCCAGAGGAGGACUACCAAGCAGAUAACUACCAAGCAGAUGACUACACAGCCGAGGUUGACCUACCAGAAGAGGAGUUGUUGGCUAUGUCCCCUGUGACCCCUCACUCCUUCCCUAAGGACUACACCCCCAGCCAUGUGACCCGGGCAGUCAUCCCCAGGGCCAGCCUGGACAGGAGCGCCCCAACGGGCUGGAACCUCAACAUAGACCCUGAUGGGACUUGGGUGUUCUCCAACAGACACUCACCUGAUCAGUGGAUCAAAUCGUUGGAUGACAGAGGACUGACGUACUACUACCUUAGUGAUGGCUCCAGAUCCCAGUGGAACCUGCCUGAGUUAUUCCCGACUCACAGAAGAAAUACCUCAGACUACGGCUCCAGUGCGGACAACUCUCCAGAGAUGGGGCAGCACCAUGUGCAGAGUUUGGAAAAAGUUGGAAUACUCAACAAAACUAAAGUGUCAGAGAACGGGAAAAGAGUAAGGAAAAACUGGGCCCAGUCAUGGACGGUUCUUCACGGAGGGGUUCUGACCUUCCAUAAAGAGCCCAAGUCUGCAGCCACGGGAGCCUCUAUCAAGACCAAUCAGAUCGUCCCAGAGGUCACGGUGGAUCUACGAGGGGCAAAGAUUGGCUGGGCUCCCAGGGAUAAAUCCAGCAAAAAGAAUGUUGUAGAAUUGAAAGACAGAAAUGGCGUUGAGUUUCUGCUACAGUAUGACACUGAGAGUAUCAUCAACGACUGGCACAAAGUUCUAAUGGACAGCAUACGACAGCUGGACCAGGAACACCACGAAUCUGAGGAGGAGGAUGGGGACGUCAGUGAGAAGUCCUACAGUAUAGCCAGAGAUCAGAGGUCACCAGGUACCAUGGACAGGAGGAGGUCUUCCAGACCGAGCACGGCCACCUCCUCUGGGGGAGAGACCGAACAGAAGAAGGUUCGUACCAAGCUGAUGAAGUUCCUCCUGAAACGACCCACACUGCAGUUCGUCAAGGAGAAGGGUUACAUCCGAGACAAUGUGUUUUGCUGUCAUCUGGCUGCACUGUGUGCCCAGGAGAAAACUACAAUCCCCAGCUUUGUGGAGAAAUGUAUUCGAGCAGUGGAAAAGAGAGGUCUGGACAUGGAUGGACUCUACAGAGUCAGUGGGAACCUAGCUGUCAUUCAGAAACUACGCUUCAAGGCAGAUCAUGAGGAGCUGGACCUGGAGGAUGGCCAGUGGGAGGACAUCCACGUUAUCACAGGGGCUCUGAAGCUGUUCUUCAGGGAGCUUCCUGAACCCCUUUUCCCCUUCAGUCACUUCAGCCGCUUCAUCCAGGCCAUCAGAACUGUUGAUUACCACCUUAAAGUGUCUUUCAUGCGAGAGCUUGUUGAGUCUCUCCCUCGGCCAAACCAUGAUACCAUGGAACUCCUCUUCAGCCAUUUACGCAAAGUGGUAGAGUAUGGAGAGGAGAACCGUAUGACUGUGCAGAACGUGGCUAUUGUCUUUGGUCCCACGCUGCUCCGGCCAGAGAUGGAGUCAGCCAAUAUCACCAUGCACAUGGUUUUCCAGAACCAGAUAGUGGAGCUAAUCCUCAACCAAUACGAAUACAUCUUCCAUUCCAGUUGAACCAAUGGUAAGCAUCUGUCAGUCAGAGGACGGGUCAAAUUAAGCAAUAUUGCAGGAGGGGAAAAAACACAAUCACUACCGCACAGAGGGUGCAUCCAAUUAACCUUUCCUUCUUUCUAAAGUGUGCACUUGUUCACUACUCCUCACAAAUUGGAUUGGUAUAGCAUGGACUAGAGGGAGUUUAAAUAUAGGCCUACCUGUCAUUUCCUUUCAAAUCCAUGAAGGAAGGGAACAAGCGCACACUACAGGAGAAGAGAGAUUGGGAGGCAACCACGGAGAAGCUAGUUGAAGGGGAUGUCAAAUAUUUGCACUGCAUUUAUUGUAAUAUCUUCAUUGGAUAAUCAUUAACCAAUUCAGAUUGUUCUCUGAAUUUCUGCAACUCAUUGCAUUCCUCAUUGUGAAAUAGCACACCUGCUCAAGGCAUCACUUAUGUGCAAUCUAAAAAGACAUGUGGGUUGCUAUAGGCCUACUUUGAAAUCUUCCUUUCAUGUAGAAAUGUAACAUCACAAUAACAUGAUUUUAUCUAACACCCCAAUCCCCAAGGCAACCUGGAAAGACACUUUGAUACUUUGUUUUUACCACAGAUCAGACAAACCAUUUCAGAUGGAUUUCUAAAGAUUCCAUUGAAAUGUUUAAAGGUGGAUCUGAUGUUGCUGUAUAGCUCAGAAGUCCUAUGUUAUGAAUGUGUCUUAUUCAGUCAAUGUAUAUAACUCAUUUAGACAUUUAUAAAAUAUAUGCUGUGACACUGACUUCCCUUGUACAGCCUCUCUAGAUUAUGUACUGGAUAAUCAGAUGACAUCUUUUUUUUAAAUACAUUUAGUUUUAACUUACAAUGAGAAUUUGUUUAAUUAACACAGAAUGAUAAUAAUGUAUGGAGGUACUAUUUAAGGAUGUUUGUUAGCCUUAAUAGAGUCGAGAAAGACCAAAAUGAAAAGACAGGUAUGAUAAGCAUGACAUUAGGUUUUUGUUCUGUACAUAAAUAUCAUAUUUAUGCUGUAAAUUACUGAAAUUGCACAAUGUGUUUCUUUAAUAAAAUAACAGUAAAACGUG